GCAGAGGCCCUUAGAUCCUGCACAGCCUGGGAGCUCACCCAGGUCACUGAGCAGGCGCUGUCACCCCAAGGUUCUCAUCUCCAUACGGUCCCCAGUGGUGGUAGCUUCCAUAGGCCCUUCAGAAUGCUCAGGCACCUGUGUUCUCGGGAGGAGCAGAAGCUGGCAUUCGACUGCUUGGACUUGGAGCUCCGGGGAGAUGAGACAGAGUGCUGCUGUGAUCCCUCGGCCCUGGAGAGAGAGCUGCUCAGCAGGAUCAGGGCCAUGUCUGCUACACAGAAGGGCCAGGCAUUGGACAUCAUUUGUCGCUACCUGGAAGGGCACACCAGGCCCCUGGAGGAGCAGCAUGGGAUGGACACAGACAUCCAUGUGCAGAAGCUCCUGGAGUCCCUGCACCUGGAGCCCAAGCAGAACAUGAAUAAGGCCCUCCUUUUCCACCUCUUUGGACUGCUCCUUUGUGAGUGCACAGAUGCGGAGCUGGUGAAGAGUCACCUCACCUCCCUUCUGGAGCUGUCUCACCAGGACUUCGACCAGCGGGAGGACAUUGCACUGGCUGUGGGCUUGGCAUCUACUACACACCUGGAGGAGGUGUGGGCCCUGCUGGAACACCUGGGCAACACCUGGUUCUCAAGAUGGAGGAACCUGUCCUCUGAAGGACAGCCCCCAGAUGCCAACCUGCCCUGGAAAUGGAUCAGCAGCACCUUCUUGUUGUGCUACGGACAGAUGGCUGCACAUGCCAAGGAGCGGAUCCUGCCCUGGGUAGACAGCCUCAUCCCCCGGAUGGUGCACUACUUUUCCUGCAACCGUGCUGAUGACAUCCUCAAAGCCAGCUUCCUUUCCACUGUAGUCCUGCUCACCAGAGUGCUCAGGCAGGAAUAUGGCAUCCGCAGGUACAAGUUCACCCAGACAGCAGACCUCAUCCAGUGUCUCCUGUGGGUCCUCCAGGAAGAGCCCAACUUCCUGGCCACUGUCUCUCGGCAGAAGAUCAUCUUGGUCAUUGCAGUACUGAGCAACCUGCGGCCCAGCCUACCGCCCUGGGUCAGGUCCAGGGUUCUGAAAGUCUGCCUGCGAAGUGUGUAUGCACUGCCUCCUACAGAGAAGCUGCCAGGCUGCCUGCCUUCCCUGGAUGCAUCCCCUGACAUCGAUGUCAUGGGGCUGUACAAGAAGACGGUGUAUGCCCUCAACCUGCUCCUCCAGAGCUUCUUCUCUGAGAACCCUAGCAUGGACGAGGUCUGCUUCCUUCUGCAGCACAUGGAGCCCUGGCUGCAGUCCGACAACAGCCAUGAGCGGCAGCGCGCGGUGCAAUCCAUUCUCCUGCUUCUGCAGUACGCAGUAGACACCCCAAAGUCCACAGAAGAGGCCGUGCCUUCUGCGCUGGGCCAGCAGCUAGGCCUGCUGACACUGCUGUGGUGGGACACGGAUAUGGAGACCCAGAGCCCUGCCCACCGGUGUGUCUAUCUACUCCUGAAGCUUUCCGGGCAGCAGAAGGGCAGAACGGUGGGCCUGCACCAAAGCAAGAUGAAGUGCUUCAAGGUCAAGACCUCUAGAAAAGGGGAAGAGGAGCUCCAACAUUUGGCGAAGGCCUUCGACAAGGUCCUGAGCGUGGCCCAGCGCACACAGCUGGUGCUUGUGCUGCUGCGCGGGCUCAGCAGCCGCAGCUUGCUGCAAUGUCUUCUGGCCUCCAAGCUACUCCUGAUGAUCUUCGAGGGCCGCAGCAUCAAGCCAGAGCAGGUGGCUGAAGUCCUGCACAGCCUGUUCCAGGAGCUUCCCAGUUUCCAUUUCAAGAAGACCCAGCAGACCAUGAUGAAAGCUGUGCUAGCUCUGGGGACCCAGUACACAUCAGAGGUGGCUGAAGUGCUCCUGUCCCUGGACCACCCCUCGGAGAAGCAGGUCCUAACUCUCUGGACUGCCCUGGCUGCCAACUGCAAGCUGGCUCGAAAGGUCAUGACCCUGCUCUGCACGAAGCUCCAGCUGUGCCCCUCCUUGGAGGUCCUCGAGUCCGCCCACCAGGUGCAGCUCAUCUCCCUUCUGGCUUUGGGCACCGUUUAUGAGCUCCUCUACAUCCAGGAGUACAGGCCCACAGUCCGCCAGGCCUUUGCGGGGAUCCUCCUGGGCCUGCUCACGCAGCUAUACUACCUACUGGAGCUGGGUAUGGUCGAGGGCUUCUUGGACUACCAGGAGGACAGACUGGACUCCAAGCCCCUUGGGCCCUGUAGGACCUGCCUGGAAGCCCUGAAGGGCCUCUUCUGGACCACUCAGUACUGGGAAGUGUUCGCGCACAUCAAGCUGCUCAGGGGCUGGGAGCUCUUUGGGCACUUAGAGACCUACACAGAGGGAGUGACUGUCCUGGCCAGGGCCAUGGCUCUUUAUGACUGUGAGGUCAAGGCUGUCUUGGGCCAGGCCAUCAUCUCCACGAAGAGCACCAAGGAGCAAGACAACAUCGUGGCCAUCCUCAUCAUUGCAGAGUUUCUCAACAGUCCAGAGGUUCCUAAGUACGUGUCCCAGAGGGCCAUGGACAACCUUCUGAGACAGGGCCUGAAGAACCCUAACUGGCUGGUGCGGGCCAUGAGCCUGAAGGGGCUCAGCGCCAUCUUGAUGAACCCCAAGAAGGUGGCCCUGCUCCACAGCUUGCUCAGGGAUCUGCUGUACAGCCUCGGGCAGCCGGAGUCCCAGGAUCCCUUGGGUCUCAUAGUAAUCCUGGGUGACAUCCUGCACCGCCUGGGCCUCCAGGGCAUCGGCACCUUCAGCAUCCAGAUUGCCCAGCACCUGCUGCAGUUUUUCGAUCACAAAAGGGCGAAGGUGCGUGGAAGUGCCAUCCUCCUGUUUGGGGAUGUUAUCCACAGCAGUGGAAGAAAGCUCCAGCAGCCUCUCAAGAACCUGACCUUCCAGGCCCUGGUGCCUCUGCUCCUCCACCUCGCUGACCCCUCCUGGGAAGUUGUCACGAGGACCAAGUUUACCUUCUUUCGCUGUGCCAUCUUGCUCAAGUGGGAGUUCCGGAAAGAGCUAUUCAGCAAAUUGGCAUGGGGCCAGGGACUGGGGGCUGAGUACGACAUUUUCAUCUUCAUGGUGGAGAGCAACUUUGGUAGGCACCACCAGCUUUUCAUGCAGGCCCUGACCUACCUGUGCAGCCCUUACAGGAACCUCAAGCUGGCGGCUAUGAAGUUCAUUGGGGGCAUGCUGCAGGACUACUUCCUGGACCUCUGCUUCUACCUGAAGAAGACUGACACAGUAAUCCUCAAGAAGUAUUUUGAUGCCCUCCAGAAGGACCCAGAUGACAUGUGUCGCAGGUUCUACCUGAGCUUUUUAGAAGACGUCAUGGAUCUGUCCCACUAUGUGGCCUAGAGCAGGGCUCAGCAGCCACUCAGCCUGUCC
Molecule: messenger RNA, 3369 nt
Organism: Octodon degus (degu)
Lineage: Eukaryota; Metazoa; Chordata; Mammalia; Rodentia; Octodontidae
Product: maestro heat-like repeat family member 5
Exons: 27
Coding region: 124-3339 (1071 amino acids)
Cellular component (GO): cytoplasm
Source: RefSeq, a predicted model, not a curated record